Lathyrus oleraceus (garden pea) is the source of this 894-nucleotide messenger RNA. RefSeq names its product casein kinase 1-like protein 4. Bases 1 to 894 code for a protein of 297 amino acids. The transcript has 11 exons. Gene Ontology annotation, molecular function: ATP binding; protein kinase activity. The record is from RefSeq and is a predicted model, not a curated record. Gene Ontology annotation, biological process: protein phosphorylation. NCBI's taxonomy places the organism in Eukaryota, Viridiplantae, Streptophyta, Magnoliopsida, Fabales, Fabaceae.
AUGAAACGGUUUAUUAUAUCAGAGAGUUUUGUUCUCUCUCUCAUGGCAACUAGACUCUGGUUAGAAAAUUCUUGUGAAGUUGGUGUCUUUUCAAAACUUACCAAUGCCUAUUGGUUGGUUGCCAUUGGAGCCUGUGAAAGUUUCUACAGGUUUUAUUUUGCUUUAUAUUUAAGUUUUUUCCCCAUCACUCCAUCCGUUUGGGAAGUGAAAGAAGAAGGUGAAGGCUCUGGAGCUGUUAAAGAAGAGACUGCCCAGACUGUUGUCGUCAUUGAGCAUUGGUAUUUCACUCAUUUUAUUUUUGAGAUGGGGAUAUACCUGAGCGCUCCAAAAACUGAGAAGGCCUAUGAAGAUGGUGAGAAUGGCAUGCUUCGCUUCGGAAAAUGGCUUACGAGGAUCGAGUAUUUACAUUCCAAGGGACUUCUGCAUAGAGAUAUCAAACCAGAUAACUUCCUUAUGGGUCUUGGGAAGAAAGCAAAUCAGGUUUGUAUGAUUGAUUUUGGACUUUCCAAAGGAUAUAGAGAUCCUAUCAGCUACAAGCACAUUCCAUACAGAGAGAACAAAAACUUAACAGGAACUGCACGUUACGCAAGUUGCAAUACUCAUAAAGGAAUUGAACAAAGUCGCAGAGAUGAUUUGGAGUCUAUGGGUUAUGUUCUUUUGUACUUUUUAAGAGGAAGCCUUCCUUGGCAGGGUCUGCAAGCUUCCACGAGAACACAAAAAUAUGAAAAGAUUUGUAAAACGAAGUUAUCAAUUCGCACCGAGGUACUUUGUAAAUCGUAUCCUGUGGAGUUCGCUUCUUACUUUCAUUAUUGUCGUUCCUUGACAUUUGAUCAACGACCAGAUUAUGGAUAUUUGAGACGCCUGUUUCGUGAAUUGUUCACUUCUAAAGGAUGA